AUGAAGAUCUUUAACCUCCACUUGACAUUCUUGUUUCUUGUCUCGCUUGUGGUUGCUUCCAACUGGAGCAAAGAGGACUAUGAGAUUUUCAGUUUGAACGAUAAGAUCCAACAGGAUUUAGGCAAGGAAACUACGUUCUAUUCCUGGUUGGACUUGGAGCGUGGUCCUAAGGCCACCCGUGAUGAAAUCAACAAAGCGUACAGAAAGCUUUCGAGAAAGUUACACCCGGAUAAGUACUCCAAGAAGUCGAGAAAAGAAAAGAAAAAUGCCGAAGACCGAUUCCAAAGGUUGUCAUUAGUAGGUAACAUCCUCAGAGACAAAUCUUUGAAACGUCGAUACGACUAUUUCUACGACAAGGGAUUCCCCAAAUGGAAGGGAACAGGGUACUACUAUUCCAAAUUCAGGCCAGGUGUGGUGUUCACUUUUGCUAUUCUCUAUAUCAUUGUGGGUACUUUCCAAUACAUUUCCCUUCGGAUCAAUAGAAAACAAGACUACAAGAGAAUACUUGAUUUGAAAAACGAGCUUAUCAAUCAAGCAUGGGGUGGAUCUCCAUUCCCACCUGCAGGUAUAACUGACAGGAAAAUUGUCAAUCAAGCUAAUGAAAAGGAAUUUGUGGUAACUCCUACCGGAAAUGUAUUCUUGGUUGACGCAGAAACCAAAGAAUUAAUUGAAUUGGAUGAAAAUGAUAUAAACUUGAAACCUGGGUUCAAGGAAUCGAUGUUUUAUAAAAUACCCGUGUGUAUUUACAAUUUAUCUGUUGGGAAAUGGAUUUCUAAACCAAUAGACACUACGAUAACCUAUGUAAACCCAAAACGAGCUGAGACUCAAGAAGCAGAACGUGUAGAAAAGAAAAAGGCCCGCAAAAAGGCUCAACGAGGGGAUAAGAAAAUUGAAUUGCCAAAUGGUAAAGUUGUUUAUAGUAGAAAAAAAUAG
Messenger RNA from Spathaspora passalidarum NRRL Y-27907, 933 nucleotides. RefSeq lists its product as uncharacterized. Bases 1 to 933 code for a protein of 310 amino acids. NCBI's taxonomy places the organism in Eukaryota, Fungi, Ascomycota, Pichiomycetes, Serinales, Debaryomycetaceae. Gene Ontology annotation, cellular component: endomembrane system. The record is from RefSeq and is a predicted model, not a curated record. The transcript has a single exon.